Cryptomeria japonica (Japanese cedar) is the source of this 2856-nucleotide messenger RNA. RefSeq names its product 15-cis-phytoene desaturase, chloroplastic/chromoplastic. Gene Ontology annotation, molecular function: phytoene dehydrogenase activity. The record is from RefSeq and is a predicted model, not a curated record. Gene Ontology annotation, cellular component: chloroplast thylakoid. The transcript has 14 exons. Gene Ontology annotation, biological process: carotenoid biosynthetic process. The coding region runs from base 566 to 2281 and encodes 571 amino acids. NCBI's taxonomy places the organism in Eukaryota, Viridiplantae, Streptophyta, Pinopsida, Cupressales, Cupressaceae.
UAAGGGGCAGAUAAUGUGUAGUUCGAUAAUGGACUGGCUUUCGUUUGGUUGACACCUACGUUGCAACAGGCAAUACCACUCACUCAAAAAUCAUUUUUAUGUCUGUAUUGUCGAGUAGCCAAGCCGGAGAUGCCACCCGCUCCUUUCGCAGAUGCGAUAAGAUAAAACGAUCACAAUUUACACACAGACGACGCCUCGCUUCUUAGGUUCGAAUCUUACGCGUCGCUCAGGAAACAUUAUAAGCACAAGCAAAAACAAAAUGAAUUGAAGCCUGAAAUUUGAAGUUAUUCUUCACUGUUGGCGGCUUCGAUCCCGUUAAAAUUGUUUGAAGUUCCGUGAUAAUUCUGGUGGAAUAUCCAGGGGCCGAUUUACUUAGAGUUUGUGCUGUAGCAAGUCCUCUGCUCCAUGUUCUGUGAUAAUUUCUAUUAAAAUUAGUAGCGGCAGAGAGUGGCGAGGAGGAGCUGGACUUAGUGGCGAGGAGGAGCAGGACUAUGUGGCUUUACAUUUAUUAGCGGAGUACUGAAGUAGGAAUCUCAUUGUUAGGUUUUGGCAGAUCGGAGGAGAAAUGCAAGGGGUUGGUUUUUCAUCGAUUUCAAAGUCCCGGAGUGGAACAUUUUGUGUGUCAGCUUUCAAAUGCGGCAGUCAAGAGGCAUUUGAGAUCGCGAGGAGCGAUUAUUUGGGCCGAGCUGUUCGUGUUUCGUGUUUCAGUAAAAGAAGUAAUUCUAGUAGGAAAUUUGGAGCUCCUUUGCAGGUUACAUGCAAGGACUACCCAAGGCCAGAUAUUGACAAUACAAUCAAUUUUUUGGAAGCUUCUGCCUUAUCUGCUUCGUUCAGGAGUGCACCACGCCCUAAUAGACCAUUAGAGGUUGUGAUAGCAGGAUCAGGUUUGGCUGGUUUGUCAACUGCAAAAUAUUUAGCUGAUGCUGGUCAUAAACCUAUACUAUUGGAAGCAAGAGAUGUUCUUGGUGGAAAGGUAGCAGCAUGGAAGGAUGAUGAGGGGGACUGGUACGAGACAGGCCUACAUAUCUUCUUUGGAGCUUAUCCUAAUGUGCAAAGUUUGUUUGGAGAGCUUGGGAUUGAUGAUAGACUGCAAUGGAAGGAGCAUUCUAUGAUCUUUGCUAUGCCAAACAAACCUGGACAGUUUAGCCGUUUUGAUUUUCCAGAAGUUCUUCCAGCACCUUUGAAUGGAAUUUGGGCGAUUCUAAAGAACAAUGAGAUGUUGACAUGGCCAGAAAAAAUACGAUUUGCAUUUGGACUUUUACCAGCAAUUGCUGGAGGUCAAGCUUAUGUUGAAGCCCAAGAUGGCUUAACUGUUAAAGAAUGGAUGCGUAAGCAGGGUGUACCUGAUCGAGUCAGUGAUGAAGUAUUUGUAGCCAUGUCGAAGGCUUUAAACUUUAUUAAUCCUGAGGAACUUUCAAUGCAGUGUAUUCUUAUAGCCUUGAAUCGUUUUCUUCAGGAAAAACACGGGUCAAAGAUGGCCUUUCUAGAUGGAAAUCCACCAGAGAGGCUAUGCAAGCCAAUUGUUGAUCAUGUCCAGUCACUAGGUGGUCACAUUCAGAUGAAUUCCCGAUUACAAAAGAUUGAACUAAAUCAUGAUGGCACAGUAAAGCACUUUGUUUUGAGCAGUGGUAAUAUUGUUGAAGGAGAUGUUUAUGUAUCAGCUGUACCUGUUGACAUUCUUAAGCUACUUUUACCUGAAGAGUGGAAGGAAGUUUCCUACUUCAACAAAAUGGAAAAGUUAGUAGGAGUUCCAGUAAUCAACAUUCACAUUUGGUUUGAUCGAAAACUGAAAAACACAUAUGACCAUUUACUAUUCAGCAGGAGUUCUCUACUUAGCGUCUACGCAGAUAUGUCUGUUACUUGCAAGGAAUACUAUGAUCCAAAUCGAUCAAUGCUAGAGCUUGUAUUUGCACCUGCAGAAGAAUGGAUUGCUCGCAGUGACACUGACAUCCUUGAGGCUACUCUUGAGGAACUUUCAAAACUGUUUCCUGAUGAAAUUGCAAUAGAUGGAAGCAAAGCAAAGGUUUUGAAGUAUCAUAUUGUUAAAACUCCAAGGUCUGUUUACAAGACAAUACCCAAUUGUGAGCCUUGUCGUCCUUUACAGAGGUCAACCAUAAAAGGAUUUUAUUUGGCUGGUGAUUACACCAAACAAAAGUAUUUAGCAUCCAUGGAGGGUGCUGUGCUAUCAGGGAAGCUUUGUGCACAGGCUAUUUUGGAGGAUUAUGACUCACUUGUAGCUCGUGCUGGACAGAAUGAAAGAGUUGGCGUGGCUUUGUCUUAAUACCACCAAAAUCCAUAUACAGAUUCAAGAUUGUAUUUAUAGAGGAGCUUUUCUAUUUGAAUGAAAUGCUAGGUAUCCUAAUGAGGAAUUUUUUAAGGGUUUUGCAAUUAUCAUGUAAUUCGAAUUCCAAAGGAAGCAAGGAAAGCUUAUGGUUAGACUUUGAGGUCCUCUUAUUUUUGUUUAUGUAUUAUAUGACUUCUAAGAAUUCAUGUCAAGAAACAGAUUAAAACUUUUGUCCAGGAACGAAACUAGCAGAAGGCACCAUUCCUUAAGAAAGACUUGAGAAAUUUGAUAAAGUUAAAAUCAUAAAAUGCAGGGGCUUAGUAUACUUCAGAAAGAGGCCUAAAUUAUUGGAAAGAAACUUUCUAAGGGAUCUAAAUAUUUCCAUGGUCUUGACAAGAACUAUGCUGGUUUACGUUCUUGAUAUUUGUAUUGCACCUUCUCAGACAUGGAAAUUGUUGCAGCAUUCAUAAAUCUUGUAGCAGGUGAUUGACAAGACACUAGUAUUUGCAGGUAUUACUGGAUAUUUUAUGAUAUUUCUCCUUCACAACACAGUACAUAAUCUCCUUUUCAUC